UAUCACUUCCACCCAUGCACACACAACAACAAUCUUACCUUGUCCGCUGUUCCUUCAGCUCAGAGUCCAUAGCCAUGGACUUCCCUCACUGUGCUGCUACAUUCUUUUUGUUUGCCCUUCUAUUCUCGACUACUAAAGCUGUAGAUCCUUGUGCCACUCAGUCAGACACCUCUGAUCUCUCUGUCAUUCCCAUCUAUAGCAAAUGCUCACCUUUUGUUCCGCCCAAGCAAGAAUCAUGGGUUAACACGGUCAUCACCAUGGCCUCAAAAGACCCAGAAAGGCUCAAAUAUUUAUCAACGCUAGCAGACCAAAAGACCACUGCAGUCCCAAUUGCCCCGGGUCAGCAAGUCCUAAAGAUUGCUAACUAUGUGGUCCGGGUCAAGUUGGGCACCCCGGGUCAACAAAUGUUCAUGGUCCUUGACACCAGCAACGAUGCUGCAUGGGUACCAUGCUCAGGGUGCACCGGAUGCUCCAGCACCACAUUCUUACCCAAUGCCUCUACGACUCUUGGGUCACUGGACUGUUCUGGAGCCCAAUGCUCCCAAGUCCGUGGAUUUUCCUGCCCAGCUACCGGGUCCUCCGCUUGCCUUUUUAACCAAUCUUACGGUGGAGACUCCUCCUUAACAGCUACUCUUGUGCAAGAUGCAAUAACAUUAGCCAACGAUGUAAUUCCAGGUUUUACUUUUGGAUGCAUUAACGCAGUCUCCGGUGGGUCAAUACCACCCCAAGGGUUAUUGGGUCUGGGCCGUGGACCCAUCUCGUUAAUUUCUCAAGCAGGGGCAAUGUACUCGGGUGUCUUCUCUUAUUGUCUACCCAGUUUCAAGAGCUACUACUUCUCAGGUUCUCUCAAGCUCGGCCCUGUUGGUCAACCCAAGUCCAUUAGGACCACCCCACUUCUACGAAACCCCCACCGCCCAUCCCUAUACUACGUUAACCUAACUGGAGUUAGCGUGGGCCGGAUCAAAGUACCAAUUCCCUCUGAACAACUUGUUUUUGACCCAAAUACCGGAGCAGGGACCAUAAUCGACUCCGGUACAGUCAUAACCCGAUUUGUCCAACCCGUUUACUUUGCCAUCCGCGAUGAGUUUAGAAAGCAAGUGAAUGGCCCAAUCUCAAGUUUAGGUGCCUUCGACACAUGCUUUGCUGCAACAAAUGAAGCAGAAGCACCUGCAAUAACGCUACACUUCGAGGGCUUGAACUUGGUCUUGCCCAUGGAGAACAGCUUGAUACAUAGCAGUUCUGGCUCACUAGCAUGCUUGUCUAUGGCUGCAGCACCAAACAAUGUGAAUUCAGUGUUGAAUGUUAUAGCCAAUUUGCAGCAGCAGAACCUUAGGAUUAUGUUUGACACGACCAAUUCCCGUUUGGGAAUUGCCCGUGAGCUAUGUAACUAGAAUUCUGUUCCUUUUUCCUAAUUAGCGUUUGCUGAGUUAUGUUUCUUUGCAAAAUAGGCCGUGCUGAAUAAUUAAACAGGACACCUCCUGUUGUCAUAGAAGCUGUGUUGUAUCAUAGAUUAAGGUUUUGUUUAAUUAUGAAAACAAAAUGAGAGUGGUAAUUGUAUUGAUAUGAA
This is a messenger RNA of Populus trichocarpa (black cottonwood), 1567 nucleotides long. Its product is annotated as aspartyl protease AED3. The transcript has a single exon. Bases 15 to 1391 code for a protein of 458 amino acids. Gene Ontology annotation, molecular function: aspartic-type endopeptidase activity. NCBI's taxonomy places the organism in Eukaryota, Viridiplantae, Streptophyta, Magnoliopsida, Malpighiales, Salicaceae. Gene Ontology annotation, biological process: proteolysis. The record is from RefSeq and is a predicted model, not a curated record.